AUGGCAGCUCCAGCAACGGACUCUCGAGAAGUUAGCAGCUUCAGCAACUACGACGACACGCGACCAGACAUUGCAAAGUACACUCGUCGCAUCAUUCGCGAGUUCAUCGCUAUUACGCGCAAUCCGCUGGUAGGCUGCCAUGCGGAUAUCGUUAGGGGCGAUAUCCGGCACUGGGUGGCCACCAUUCUCGGACCGUCUGACACUCCCUACGCGGGUGGUCAGUUCCACUUGGAUAUACGCUUUUCAGAGGAAUACCCUUUUCUACCACCACGUGUGAUCUUCACCACGAAGAUUUAUCAUUGCAACGUGGACGAAUUUGGAACUAUAACUCUGGAAAUCCUGGGUGAACAUUGGUCACCGGUCACGCGCAUUGAGCAUGUUUUUGUGGCCAUCCAAUUGCGGCUGGAAAAUCAACCAAGGCGAAAGCAAAUGGAAAAAUUCUAA
This is a messenger RNA of Drosophila obscura, 444 nucleotides long. RefSeq names its product ubiquitin-conjugating enzyme E2-16 kDa-like. Bases 1 to 444 code for a protein of 147 amino acids. Gene Ontology annotation, biological process: protein polyubiquitination. Gene Ontology annotation, molecular function: ubiquitin conjugating enzyme activity. The transcript has a single exon. NCBI's taxonomy places the organism in Eukaryota, Metazoa, Arthropoda, Insecta, Diptera, Drosophilidae. The record is from RefSeq and is a predicted model, not a curated record. Gene Ontology annotation, cellular component: nucleus.